Messenger RNA from Perca fluviatilis (European perch), 1404 nucleotides. RefSeq lists its product as uncharacterized. Gene Ontology annotation, molecular function: DNA binding. The record is from RefSeq and is a predicted model, not a curated record. NCBI's taxonomy places the organism in Eukaryota, Metazoa, Chordata, Actinopteri, Perciformes, Percidae. Bases 1 to 1404 code for a protein of 467 amino acids. Gene Ontology annotation, cellular component: nucleus. The transcript has 4 exons.
AUGAAGGGUGCCUUAGAUGAAUACAGGGAGGGAGUGAAGAAAGGAAUUACAGUGAGUGUGCACUUCUUAUCACGAGCAUGGGGUGUGCCGCGAUCCACACUGCAAAGACGCAUCAGCGGAAAGGUGACUGGCAGUGAACAUGUGUCAGGGCGGAAGCCCUACCUUCCAGAGGAGGCGGAAAGGGAGCUUGCUGCCACCCUCAAGACAUUGGCGCAGAGGGGCAGGAAGGGCCGGAUAUUACUGGUUUCAGAACUUUCUAAAGCCAACCCAGAGCUUGGGAUGCGCAAGCCAGAGGUCCUGUCUGCAGCACGGGCUGCUGGACUUAACAAAGAGGUGGUUAGCCAGUGGUUUAACCAGUAUGAGAACCUUUUGGUCGAGCUGGGUAUUGAGGGCACACCGUCACAUAUAUGGAACUGUGACGAGUCUGGGCUUCAGGACCGUUCAGUUCGACAAAGGUUGUUGGACAGGUUGGCCAGCCAUGGAGGCGACGUGUUACGUUCUGAGUGGCUACAGGGAUGCCCGGAGAACACCAGCGUAAGGUGUUCAGACAAUGGCUGGAUUACCUCUGACCUCUUUCUGGAAUGGGGUCAAAUGUUCAUUCAGUCCCUCCCCAGGGAUGACCCCAGGCCCCAUCUUCUCCUCCUUGACGGCCACAGUAGCCACGUCUAUAAUCUGGAAUUUAUUAAGCUACUGAAAAGCAAGAAUGUGCACAUCAUGUGCUACCCUCCCCACACAACCCAUGCGCUGCAACCGGCGGACAAGGCCCUCUUCAAGAGUCUAAAGCACCACUGGGACCAGGAAGGGAGGAAGUGGACAAGGAUGAUGGCUGGGCAGAAGCUGUCAAGGAUGGAGUUCUUUGCGGUGUUCAGCAGGGCUUGGGCAAAGGCUGCCACUAUUGAAAAUGCCCAGGCAGGGUUCCGGGGGACAGGGAUGUUCCCUCUCAAUAAAGAUAUUCUCCCUGAGACUACUUUUGCCCCCAGCAAGACCACCGAAAGAAUGCUACCAUCCACUCUACCAUCCCCGCCCACAAGGCUGCAGUCUCUCCCACCCCCGCCCACUAGACCAUGGUCGCCCCUGCUGACCUUGACCCACUCUGCCCGCCAGCCAUCAGCCCUGCUCUCUGGACCUCAGCCCUCCCACCCGCCAGCCAGACGUCAGUCGCCUGCCGAUCCGCCAGCCAGACCUCAGUCCUCUGCUUCCCUGACACCCCUGCUACCUCGGGAACCACUGCACUUUUUCCCAGAAGAUGAGGUGGUGCUUGAAGAGGUUGUGUUGGAGGAUGUACCGGAAGAAGAUAAUGACCUCUUCAAUCAGUUCACACCACAGGAAGAAACCCACUCCCAGGAUGAGGGACCUUCAACCUCCACAUCUGUGAGAUCGGUCACAUUCAAUGACUUGAUCUGA